Messenger RNA from Penicillium manginii, 555 nucleotides. Its product is annotated as holo-ACP synthase. Gene Ontology annotation, molecular function: holo-[acyl-carrier-protein] synthase activity; magnesium ion binding. The record is from RefSeq and is a predicted model, not a curated record. NCBI's taxonomy places the organism in Eukaryota, Fungi, Ascomycota, Eurotiomycetes, Eurotiales, Aspergillaceae. The transcript has a single exon. The coding region runs from base 1 to 555 and encodes 184 amino acids.
AUGAAACAAAUACCCUUCCCCUACGCUCUGAACAUCGGCACCGACAUCGUCCACCUGCCCCGCAUAACCCGCCUUCUAACCUCACGCCCGAACUACCUCUCGCGCUUCACGCAGCGCAUACUCAGCGAAGCCGAACAACGCGACUUCCACAGACGCUUCAAGGGCAUCACCCAAAUCUCCCCAUCCCAGAAUACAUCUGAAACUGCACCCAACUUUACCAUUGCCUCCAUAUCUGCCUCUGCGCGCUCUCCGCCCAUAACCCCCGAAAUAACGCGCUGGCUCGCUGGCCGCUUCGCCGCCAAAGAAGCCGCGCGCAAAGCGUCGCCAGCGGGCGCGGCCUCGAUUGGGUGGAAGGAUGUUAUUGUGAGGGUUGAGGAGGAUGAGAGAAAGUCGACUGCUUCAACGGGUGGUGUUGUUGGUGGGCACACUGCGGCGGAUGGAACGAGUCGGAGGCCGGAGAUCGUUUAUGUUGGUGGUGGCGAGGAGAGGGUUGCGAGGUUAUCUAUUUCGCAUGAUGGGGAUUAUGUGGUUGCUACUGUUCUUGCUGCGGGGUGA